AUGGCAACGUGGGGGACUCCCUCAGGGAUACCGCCACUCCUCCUGGUUGGAACACUUGCCCUCCGCCAGCGGCGCCAGCCAGCUGGGCCUGCGCUUGGCGUACAGCUCGACGUCCGGCUUGAGGUCGCUGUUGUCGCCGUCGACGAAGCCCAUCGCCAAGACGACCCAGCUCGGGUCCGGCGCCGACGGCAUCGUGCGGAUCCGGGACCCGCAGUUGCCGCAGAAGCCCCGCAGGAGCGGCUUGCCGGACAUGGUCUCGCCGCCGGCGUAGGUGCGCAUCUGGCUCUCCGGGUCGCUCCACUCGACUUGCUGGGUCGGGCGAGGCGAGAGUUUCUGUCAGCACCGAGUCUUUUGCACGCGUUUGCUGGUACCGCAACGCUCACUGUUUGGGGGGGGGAAGGGGAGAACGUCAUCAAUAUAGAAGGGGGCCCAAGUUUCUAUUACCUUUGGAGAGAAGAAGACGUUGGUCUGCAGGGCGUCGCCGCAGGCUUUCUGGCACGGGUUGCAGUAGCAGACGACGACGUUCUCGGGCUCGACCGAUAUGCGGGCGGUGAUCUUGCCACAACCGCAGGACCCGGUGCGUUCUUUUGA
Molecule: messenger RNA, 591 nt
Organism: Thyridium curvatum
Lineage: Eukaryota; Fungi; Ascomycota; Sordariomycetes; Thyridiales; Thyridiaceae
Exons: 1
Coding region: 1-591 (196 amino acids)
Source: RefSeq, a predicted model, not a curated record